CCGCUCCAAAACAAAGACGGGAUUCAGCGAUGCUGCAGCUAAGAAAUAUGAACUUUUCCUCGUUAUCACAACAUGGCUGUACCUUUGUAUGAGCUUGGAUGGAUCCAAUAAUCUACAUUAGCCAAAGAUGGAUUUCCUGUCCGUAAACUCAUUUGCUGUGUUCCCAACCAGGGUGUGUUUUUAAGAGAUUCCAGACCAUCCCUGCAUUAGUGGAAAACAUGAAUGUGAGAAUGAGUUUUGACACUGAAUUGGACCAAUGGGACUCUAACACUACCUGCUAUUAAUCAAGAAUUAACAUUCUUGCAUUUCUUGCAUUUCUUGUCACCAUGAAUUCGUGUCUCAUCAGACAAGUGGUUGGUUAGAUCCUAGUGUUGCAGCCAUGGAUGCAUCUGUAAUGCGAUACGCGGAUGGGCGAUAUGGAGCCGUGCGUAACAUUUACGAGGAGACGAACAUUCGUCCGUUCUACAUGUCACCUAUGCACUAUCAAUCCUACUUGACAGGACGAGGACUGGAUGAAGCCAAUAUGCAUGGCAUGGUCCCUCCACACAUCGUCAACAUGCCGCACAAGUGUAAUAGCUGUGGUGCUGCAUUUGAAAGAGCUGAACAACUAAAAGACCAUAACUGUCUGCAAACUAGUGUAAAACAUACCAAUUACAGUAUGUAUGGUAACAAGAACAUGGUGGCACCAGUCGUACAUCCCUCUCACAAAGAACACACCAGUGAACCUGUCUUAGACCCUUUGAAAGAUCCAAGAACUAUAGGAGAUGUGGGAAAGUCGUGUAACAACACUGUGCCCCAUGAAAGGUGCCCAAGUGCUGCCGACACCAUUCGUGAACAGCAGCACAGUUCCGGACCAGGAAGGAGCGAUUUCUGUCCCGAACAUCUCAAGGAGAGUGUUCCCAUCUCAGCUGAGCAAAAACCCACAUCAUGUAGUGCUGAUUUGUGUGGUCACAACUACGGAACCGUGGAGUACCUGAGAGAGCAGCUUCGCAUGCAGACGACAGUGAAACCCUUCAUGUGUAUCUUUUGCGGGCUGUGCUUCAACGGCACACACGUUAACGACCAUAACUGUCGUCAGAGGACAGAAAAAUCCAACAGUAAUGACUUGAUGUAUGGAAGCACUGUAGAACAAUUGAGAGAACGCAUAAGCAUGCAGGUAAUGAUGAAACCCUUUCUCUGCAUUCUGUGUGGAGACUAUUUUGAGAGGACAGACAACAUCAAUGCACAUAAUUGUGUUCCACAUGCCACUGCAGCUAUUGCGGCAGCAACUGCCGCUGCAGCCGCUGUUUCGGAUACAACACCGAAAAAACUUGACACAACCGCAAAGACACAAGGUCAGGGUACAACGCCGAAAGAGAAGCCAUAUAAAUGUGAGGAAUGCAACAAAGACUUCAGUCGCAAAGAUCACCUGAAGAAGCACAUGGGAAUUCAUGCCAAGGACAGACCCUUUAAAUGUGACAGAUGUGAGAAGGACUUCACUAGAUCGGAUCAUCUCAAAGAACACAUGUUUGUUCACACAGGAGAAAAGCCAUAUAUGUGUGUUCUCUGUGGGAAGGGAUUCAAGAGAUCUGACCAUCUGAAAUUGCACAACUGUUCCCAGAUUACUGAAAAGCCAUUCAAAUGUGACCUUUGCCAGAAGAGCUUUGCCCGAGUGGACCAUUUAAAGAAGCAUGGCUGCAUUCAUGGCCCAGAACGUGAACGUCCCUUCAUUUGCGACAUUUGCGGGAAGGGUUUCAUCAGGAUUGAUCAUCUCAAGAAGCACAAACACACGCAUUCAACAGAAAAGCCGUUUAAGUGUUUCGUGUGUGGUAAGGGUUUUAAUAGGUCGGAUCACCUCAAGAAGCAUACGGAUACGCAUUCUUCAGAGAGGCCUUACAAGUGUGAAAUUUGUGGGAAGGGUUUCAACAGGACUGAUCACCUGAAAAAACACAAGUAUAUUCACUCGCCAGAUAAACCCUUCAAAUGCGAGAUUUGCGGGAAAGGGUUUAACAGAUCAGACCAUCUUAAAAAGCAUAAUUGUACACACACAAUAAAAUCACCUAAAGAUUCGGUAUAUCCAUCAAUGGUUCCACCUAUGCCUCGUAACCCAACCAUGGUUGAACCAUUGAAUCCAUCAAUAUCAGAAUCUUUGUCGCGAAACAUCAGCAUGGAUUCAGUGUCCAGAAACACAACCAUCGGGGAACCAAUGGCCCGUAACGCCGCUAUGGCCGUUCCCAUGACGCCAAAAGACACGUCUCAGGACACCAGCGAUGAGACUUCAAGCCAAAAGGAAUUUGGAUCCGAAAAGUCCACCAGUGACAAAAGUCAAACGGCUGUACAGAGUUCUGAACGACAGUUUUCUCCUGAUCCUUUUAAGUUCGAACAUUCAGAGCACAGACUUGUACAGAACCUUGUUGAUGAGAAUCUGAGGAAACUGUUUGCUGACAAGUCACUGAUGGAACAACCUGCAAGGAACGAUACACCAAGUGGUCCAACAUUUCCGCAGUCUGGUCAAAUGAACUUACAACCUGGCCAGAGUAUUUCACGGUCAGGACAGACAGUGCUGACGCCGGGACAGACGUUUACUCAGUCUGGACAGAAUAGCACACAAUCGGCUCAAACGUAUACCCAAUCCAGUCAGACGUUUUCACCAUCUGGGCAAACCAUGUCGGAUCCUGGACAGACUAUUACACAAUCCGGACAAAGCAUUAGUCAUACCGGCCAAACAUUUACACAAUCCGGCCAAACAUUCACCUCCGUAAGUAUGUCGCAGUCGGCUCAAAGUAUGUCGCAGUCCGGACAAAAUAUGUCGCAGUCCGGACAAAAUAUGUCACAAUCCGGACAAACUAUGUCGCAAUCCGGACAAACUAUGUCGCAAUCCGGACAUAACGUAACCCAGGAUGGACAGAAUAUGGCACAAUCUGGACAAUCAAUUGCACACUCCGGGCUGAAUUUUACACAAUCGGGACAAAAUUUAUCUCCCGCGGGAAACCUUUUUUCACAGUCCGGACAUACGGGUAUACAGAAUGGUUUCUAUAGCAACGCAUCAGGUUUGCAUGCUGUGAAACCAUAUGAAUUUGACCACCGCAAUGUGAACAACUGAAUUACCCGUUAAAAUCCGGUACUACGUACGCUUGCUAACAAGACGAACUAAAACCGUAUUAACACGUGCUUGUACAUGGCCAAUGAGUCUUAAGUAAGCUAAAUUUGCCAUGAGGUGACGUCAGUCGUCUGCCGUCUGCUCAGUCAAAAACUAGUGUUUACGAUUAUAAAAAUGCUCAUAGAAGGUACAUGUACAAAUUACAUGGAAUAUUUCCUUGAUUCAGUUAGGAGUUUCAGGGACUUUCAUAUAGCAGAUUAAAUUAUAAUUAUUUUCAUUUAAAUGAAAACAUCUUUAUAUUGUUCUCAAUGCUUUUAACUGUUGAUACAAUUUUGUCAGUUUAUCUGUUUUGAUAUUUACAAAUUCCACCAGAGCAAUUUUAAACACAUGUGAAAUUUGAUUCCAGUGACGAUAAAGAAAUUACUGAGCGCAAUAUAUGUUUUAAAUUGUACCCAAGAUAUUUCCAAUUCUUGCUCAGGACCAGGUGAGCGAUAGAGGGCCGACGGGCCUCCUACUGUGCCAUAUAUUUAGAGUCUUGAUUAGGUCUCUAAAAAGGUAAUGUGUGCCAAUAUUUCUUUUGCAAAUAUGGACAACGGCUUGUUUGACUCGAGUCGCUAAUUUGCUUAAUUUUGUUAUAAUUAAAACUUUUUACAUGUCUUAUGAAACCAUUACUGGAGAUGGAAGCUGCCGCAUCUGAUCAAAUUUAGAGAUCUGAAUAGAAUAUUUGAUAUACAUGUACAUCUUUUAUGUCCACAGAUAUUGGGACAAUGCUUCUAAGUAUACUUUUUAUGUUUUAUCUGUUAUGUUUUAUAUCAUUGAUCAGUGCAUUGUUUUAGACAUGGUAUCCACCUGUGGUUUCGAGUAGGUGUGGUGACCUACUAGUGAGAGAUGGAUAGUCCCUUCUGCGCAUGCCUGUUGCACAUGCGUAACAUUUGGUUGGACACCGUUAAGCUUACCUGACACUAAGCGUUGCUAUGGUAUGGUUCAGUGGGCCUGUAUCAGCUCAUGCCACCGCGAUGAAAGGUCCAGGAGAUAUAACGUUUUCUUUGACGAACUGUCCGCCACAUUCUCUAGUUUUGGCGUACAUUUCUCCUAAUAGCGGUUUUUGAUUUAGGAAGCUCGUGUUCUGGUCUUAUAUUGAUGUCAUCAAGUAGAUUGUGAGAAUGUGAAAUUAUUUCAAAUGUUGCGGCCAAACUUUCCAGGUUGAAGUUUUUUUUAGACCGAAUGCUUAUCAUUAUCUGCAUCAAAGUGGGAGCAGGGGCAUAUGCUUUACUAUCGCUAGUUAAUAUCUGAACCCUUUGACAACCGAGAAUAUAGUUUAGGGUAUUUGGUCAUUAGUAACUGGUUAUUACCGUACAUUUUCUUCAUCUGAAUUAUUUAUUCUGUAAAGCACGAGGUAGUGAUGUCAUAAAGCUCGUAAAUGGCUUAUAAAAUUAUCAAAACCUGUCGAAAAGAUAGGAAUUUGUCAAUUUCCACAGCUGUCAAUAUCGUAUAAUAAAUGUUUUGCUGUCUGAAGUAUAAAUAAUUUUCUGCCUUGUAUCUUGUCACUGUGAUGACUUAUUAAAUGUCAGAGGUUAUGAUCUUGACCAUUUUCAAGACAGUAAUAGGUGACCUCAAAUCCAUAAAGGACAUUUGGCCGUAAUACACGUGUAUGCUCUCGGCAUCACGUAUUGCGCGAAGUUUUCUCAAAGACACAGACCCACAAAGUGAUAUAUUUUUGAUACAGUGCAAUAGUUGAUUUACAGUUUAUUCUAAUACAUUUGACCUUGACCCAGUUUGAAGGUGACACGUAGUAUUUCCAUUAGUUUUGGUAACAAGUGAGUGAUACAGGCCGACACAUACCAUAUGUUGUAACUUUUACUUAUAUUGGGAAAUGUUGGUGUUCCAAUUCACUCAGAUGGUUACGGAUGUCAACAUGGCAAAGUUUUGUUACAAGUCAUAAAUCAUGUGCUAAUAUGUGUGUAGUAUACUUAACACAAGGCGUGCCAAUACUUUUUGUAUUUUUUCUUUUCAUGAUUAAGUGUUUCUUUUUUUGUCUUGGUCCAAAUAUAUGGACCGCAUGUCAUGUUGCUUAAAGUGUACAUAUUCCUUGUCCGUCGAGGUAGUGUUUUGCGUGAUACGAUUGUUGCCAGUUUUUAGUAUUAUUCAAAAUGAUUUUAGGUUGUUGACCACGUUUACUGUCUGAAGGUUGUGUUUUAUAUGUAGUACUUCAUUUAUAUUGGGUUGUUUUUACCAAAUAUAAGGCAUUCUAUUAAGUUACUAUACAAUGUGGAGAAAUACGGCAGCCGAUUAGUGCCACGUGAAGAGGAAAAAAAUAUUAUUGCGUCACAUUUAUUUAGCGAUAGCUGACUAAUUAUUGAUCACGAGAUAGCUGACUAAUUAUUGAUCACGAGAUUGCUGACUAAUUAUUGAUCACGAGAUAGCUGACUAAUUAUUGAUCACGAGUAGCUGACUAAUUAUUGAUCACGAGAUUGCUGACUAAUUAUUGAUCACGAGAUUGCGGACUGAUUAUUGAUCACGAGAUUGCUGACUAAUUAUUGAUCACGAGAUUGACGACUAAUUAUUGAUCACGAGAUAGCUGACGAAAUUGCUAAAUCAUUAUUCCGAGAUAACUGACAAUGUCGAAAUGACGAGAUAACUAAGGCGCUAUUGCUACAUAUUUCUUAAUACUUCAUGUGGCACUGAUCGGCUUGUAGAGAAUAAAUUUACUGUAUAGAAGAUUUUAAAGGUUACAUGUUAUUUUACAACGGAAUAACUUCUGUUGAUAUAGUCGAAUCAGAAAAAUAACAGUGAGAUAUUCGAAAUUUAAAACCAGGAUAUUCAAUGUGUAGAUUUUUUUCCACCAGGGACGUUUGUGGACGCUGUGGUUGUUUGUGUGUCCAGGUUCCGGGCCUGUCCUUGUUUGUGGACGCCGUGGUUGUUUGUAUGUCCAAGUUCCGGGCCUGUCCUUGUUGGUGGACGCUUUGGUUGUUUGUAUGUCCAUGUUUCGGCCCUGUCCUUGUUUGUGGACGCUGUGGUUGUUUGUAUGUCCAGGCUCCGGGCUUCUCCUUGUUUGUGGACGCUGUGGUUGUUUGUAUGUCCAUGUUUCGGCCUUGUCCUUGUUUAUGGACGCCGUGGUUGUUUGUAUGUCCAUGUUUCGGCCCUGUCCUUGUUUGUGGACGCUGUGGUUGUUUGUAUAUCCAGGUUCCGGCCCUGUACUUUUUAUGGACGCUGUGGUUAUUUAGUUGACCGAGUUCCAAUCUGUUCCUUGUCUGUUGACAACACAUACUAGUAAUGAUCUUAAAUUUCUGUCCUGGUGAGAGUUAAGCUUCUUUCAGUUUUGAUCCUUUUCGUUAUUUGUUGACACAGUAGGCAUAUAUUUUUUGUAUUGAUGAGUCCCGCUUUUGUAUAUCUUUUUUUGUGUUGUAAUUUUUCUAUUUUCACUUUUUUAUACAAUGAUGUCCUGCUGUUCACAAGUCUUCCGAUGUUUCCGUAUUACUGUACGUUAUUGCUGAAAUCGUAAGCCGUUCGAUCAACUACAGGUCGAUUGCAUUCUCUAUGGAUACUAGAUAAUUGUGUCACGUAAAAGGGAAUGAAACCUAUUCUGGUGACUGAUAUUUACAUUUAAAUACAAUGCAUACAUAUCCGGUAACCAUUGUUCGUGGUUAUUGUAUCUGUGCAAUUUGUGCAUGCCUUUUAUGAUUAUGUACUUUUAUUGUGUUUAUUCGUCUCAUUUGUAAGAUGUUCCGGGAAUGACGUAGCUUUCCGACAUCAUUGAUAAAAGAGAGUGAGUUUUCCUUGUUAUAAAUGUUCAUUUUGUAUCGCUUUUCCCAUGUAAACGCCAUCAUUUUAGAGUGCCAUAUUUAGUUAGUAGCCCACGCAUCAAAGCCAUUGACCCUGACGAUCUACCAAACUUAAUAUGCUUUUUCUGAUUUUGAGAAAUGACCAAACUUAACAUUUCUGCUUGACUAUAUUCUCCAAACCAUCACAGGAAACAAGGGUAAUAUUUAGCAAGAUUUAAAUUCUAAAACGACUAGCUAUAACUGUAUAUACACAUACGCUGUUAAUCUAGAAAUCAAAAUAUAUGGGAGAGUCCGUUUGAAGUCGUUACAAAUGAUUGCAUGUGUUAUGUACAAUAGUUCAAUAUCCAUGUCACUUACGAAACUUAUGAUUUGUCUGGUCACAAAGGGGAUCUUUAACUGUAGGUAUACAAUCCCUUAUGGAGCAUGGCAGGAAGUCUGAUAAUUAAAUACAACUUUGUUUACUCUUAAAUAUCAAGAUCAGUUUUGUUUACACUCUCAGAGAUUGAGAAAGCAGAUUAUGUGUGUUUGAGUACCAGUUUGGUUGUGGUCAGUAGUUGGCAUUGUUUAGCUGUAGUUUCUGUGUUACUAUAAAACUGUUGACUUCAGUGGCUGAUACCCGUGUCAUAUUGUAUAUACCACGUGGUACAAAGAUAUAUAUAUUAUUGACAGGUGCAUGUUGAAUUUCUAGUCAGUUAUAAACUUGUAGUUUGUACCCUGUCCCAUUAUAAUCACGUUACCAUGGUAACACGUUUGUCGUCAAAUUUCCGGUUCAUUUCAUUGAAAGCUUAACGAGUAUUCAAGAGAAAUUCUUAUUCUACUCCAUAGUAUAAUUUUUUCAUUACUUUGAUCAGAACAGUUCAUGUAACGUAGACCUUGCUUAAUGUACACACACAAAAAUAGGAUAGCUAGUUUAAUUUUCCCAAACUUGUAUAGUAUCUGCGCAUGUCUUUAAAAAAUCAUUUCCUGUAAGCAUUUUAAACAAUUGGUAUUUUUCAACCUUCAAACUACAGAUAUAAGGUUCGAUGUGUAUUAUUCUAUCCGAAAAUUUUAAAAAGUUAAAAAAAAAAUCAAUAAAAAAAUUGUUCACGUGUGUAAUACACUGCUAUACGCCAUACGGUCGGAUUAACGGUCGGAUUAACGGCCGGAUUAACGGUCGGAUUAACGGCCAGACUAACGGUCGGAUGAACGGCCGGAUUAACGGCCAGACUAACGGUCGGAUUAACGGCCGGAUUUAUUGAAACCUUACUCGAAGUCAUUUCCUAGAGUUUUGUCCCUGUAAAAAUGAAAUCCUUAAAAUACGUUUAAUCAGUUACACUCUGUUUCGUGUAACCUACCAGGUGAGCGUGCCCAUUAUUUUAUAUAUACAUCGCAUUAUUCUGUCCACUUUGCUAUAGUAAAGGAGUUUUACCAGGAUGAGGUAGUCUUUGACUGGCCGAGGCCUUUCCCCGACUCGGGAUUAAUUGACUGACUUUGAUUAGGGCGUUGAGAUUAGCUCUGAAUAAAUUCUUUAAUGAAUGUUACGCAUUAAAAAUUUACAUCAAACGUGUUGAUUUAUGUUAAAUUAAGGAAAUACCAAUUAAUUUUAUUAUUAUUAUUAUAAUUUUUUUUUUUUUUGAAAUUCGAUAAAUAAGUUUGGCGGAAUGAAAAGUUUUUUAGAAUCAUUUUCCCAAUGUAAUACAGUUUUCUUUUCUAUUAUUAACAAACGCUGGACUUUUAUGAGGGUUGAGGCCAGGACGAUGUGUGAUGUGUUAGACGCAUGCUUUAAUACUAUGUAUCGACAUAUAUACCACAUGUUAAAAUAAAAGUGUGUAUUUACUUAAA
This is a messenger RNA of Pecten maximus, 8682 nucleotides long. RefSeq names its product zinc finger protein 493-like. The coding region runs from base 380 to 3082 and encodes 900 amino acids. The record is from RefSeq and is a predicted model, not a curated record. The transcript is spliced from 2 exons. NCBI's taxonomy places the organism in Eukaryota, Metazoa, Mollusca, Bivalvia, Pectinida, Pectinidae.